UUCUUCCGAAGAAUGGAUACUGCCUGGCCGAUUUGAUACUGUCUUUUGCCACCCUAGGGUCUGCUUGAAGAUUGUGGUAUUGGACAGUCUGUGGCACUGGACACAGCAGGACAGAAACGUCAGCAUGGAGAAUGUAGGAUUCUUCCAGCAAAGCCCCCCUCACACACGCGCGCAUAUAACAAUGCAGCGUUACAGACAGCCCCAUCCACAACCUCCUAUGACCAUCUUACUCGAUCAGAUUCGUCCACUGUGCCAUCGCGAUCAGGAGUUUCUUGAGUUUGUGAGAGAAAUGAACUACCAGAUGAGCUUCAGAAACCACCUCGGUGGUCACGUCAGAGCUAACACCUUUAGCUGUGCGGCCAUGUGCCGGGUACAGGGGGUGUGUAACGUUACAAAAAAUAGGGGGCAGCGGGCCGUUAAUAUCGUAACUUGGGGAGGAAGUGUGCCACUGCCCCGGCAUCUGAAAGAAAAGUACAUCGACCACGCUUCGAGGUACAUCUGGCACCCGCUGGUUGGGUUACAGGUGCUUCUGGGCGGUGAGAAUUCGCCGUCAGGCCAGCUGCCUCGAGUGGUCCCCACCGACACACCACCGAUGUUACUUUGUUCGACCUACACGUUCAAUCAGCAUUACGGCGGUGGCAGAGUGGAGGAGGUGUACCCGUGUAGUUACUGCAGAGCGAUGUUUCCAUCUUGGCGUUCUCCAGAAGGAUAUGUUCACUACACGAAACUCGGAUCUAACGAAGGGGAGCAGAGCAACCGUUUUUCGAGGGGCAACUGCGCCGAAUGUGCGGCGUUUAGCGACAUGUUUCACCUCAUCGGACAAAGCUGGAGAAUUGUAGGUGAGGAUCCGGGCGUAACCUUACGAAGAUUAGGAGUGAGGCCACUGUUUAGUGUCGUCCAAUGGCCUAGUGGCUAGCCACGGUGAGCGGACACAAGAUCUUUUGAUAUGUACCGG
Messenger RNA from Branchiostoma belcheri (Belcher's lancelet), 955 nucleotides. RefSeq lists its product as uncharacterized. Lineage: Eukaryota; Metazoa; Chordata; Leptocardii; Amphioxiformes; Branchiostomatidae. The record is from RefSeq and is a predicted model, not a curated record. The transcript is spliced from 3 exons. Bases 125 to 916 code for a protein of 263 amino acids.